Cyclospora cayetanensis is the source of this 1624-nucleotide messenger RNA. RefSeq names its product coatomer subunit beta. The annotation marks the transcript as partial. The record is from RefSeq and is a predicted model, not a curated record. Gene Ontology annotation, cellular component: cytoplasm; COPI vesicle coat. The transcript is spliced from 9 exons. Lineage: Eukaryota; Apicomplexa; Conoidasida; Eucoccidiorida; Eimeriidae. Gene Ontology annotation, biological process: intra-Golgi vesicle-mediated transport; intracellular protein transport; endoplasmic reticulum to Golgi vesicle-mediated transport.
AUGGAGCUCGGCAGCAACUGCACCGUUUUCAUUGCAGGCGGCAAGGGGGAUGCACCGUCCGCUGCGGAUAUUCAGAAGAAGCUUGAAAGCCCCCACGAUGAACUAAAGGCCGAAGGCAUGCAGGAGCUAAUCACUGGUUUGGUUCAGGGGGAACGCUAUGAGCGCCUCCUGAUGCCAGUAAUUCGCUUUUGCAUCCCGUGCAGCAACAACCGCGUGAAGAAACUCGUCCUUUUAUAUCUAGAGGUCGUAGACAAGUGCGAUGCUCAGGGGAAGCUCAAGGAAGAGAUUAUACUCAUCUGCAAUGCCCUUAGAAAUGAUUUAACAUCUCCCAAUGAGUUCGUCAGGGGCAGCGCGCUACGCCUCGUUGCAAAAAUUCGUCAGCAAAAAGUUGUGGAGCCUUUGUUGGAAGCCAUCAUCAAGAACCUUACACAUCGCCACAGUUACGUUCGCCGCAACGCGGUGCUGUGCGUGUUGGCAUUGAUUCGGCAUUUUGGACUGGAAUUUGUUCCUCAUGCCCUUGAGCAAGUCGAUCAGCUUCUUCUCAUGGAAGGGGAUGCCAGCACACGCCGUGCCGCCUUCCUGCUACUGCUACACUGCGAUACGAAACGUGCUUUGCUGUACAUUCAGCAGCAGCAACAGCAACAAGGAGCUGAUGGCGAUGAGGCAGCUCUGUUAGCCAUGGGGGAGCAGAUGCAGCUGGCUAUCUUGGAGCUUGUUAGAAAAGUUUGCCGUCUCAAAUUGCCUGCAAAGGCUGCCUUGCUUCGCGUAGCUGUUUCCCUGCUGAAUUCUGCAUCUCCCUCGGUGGCUUACGAGGGAGCCUCGUGUGUUCUCGCCUUUAAUCCAAGCAGCGCUGGCGUGCGCGCAGCGUGUGGCGCACUGACUCACCUCCUUUUGCAACAAACAGAAAACAACAUCAAGCUCAUCAUGCUUGACAGGGUUGCCGACUGUGUCACGGCUGCAAAGAAAGGCAACUUGUGCGACUAUGUCGUCGACCUCAUGAGAGGUUUGCAGACGAACUCCCUCGAGGUGAGAGGCCGCAUUUUGAGUCUCGUAGGUCGCUUGGUGUCUGCGGAGACAGCGCCGCAAGUUGUAGGCAUCCUCAAAAAACAUAUUGCCAAGGCUGGAGAGGCUGAGGCACUGACGACUCCUGGAUCCUCCGAAUAUCGCGCCAUGUUGGUGCAAGCACUUAUCCAUCCGCAAGUCAUGUCUUCCUCGCUGGGGUGUAUAUCUGAUCUUCUGGGGGAUGCCGAUGCACGCGUUGCCACCAGUGCUGCUCAGCUUUUACGUAGAUUAGCAGCCACCGAGCUGAGCCUCAGAGACAUAAGAAGUCGCCUUCCGUCUGUUUGCAAAUGUGGUGUCUCUCUCCUCCUCCCCCUUUCCUGGUGCUCUACGCUCUUUUUGUCUUCUGCCGCUCCUGCUGAAUGUGUUUUCAACGAUUUGGAGUCUGCACACUGCUCUUUGUUGCAUGCGUCUGCAUCAGCGGCCACCGCUCCUGAAGACUUGGCAGCCACACCUGCCGGCAUGCAGCAACAGCCCCAAGUGCAAACACGCACAGUUAUCCUCGCGGAUGGCUCUUAUGGAACUGAGUCUGUUGUGCAGGAAGACACAGACACCUCAGGAAAAC